AUGGAAGGCACCAUAGUUGAUGUGCCACUUGGUCGUGGAGGAAAACCCAAACGGGUUCGCACUCAAUUUACUCCAGAGCAAAUUCGCCAUCUCGAGGCGAAUUUUCAAUCAAAUAACUAUCCACCAAAACCAAAGCGAGAGGAAUUGGCGGAGAUGCUGGAUUUAACUGUGCGGAAUGUUGUUGUGUGGUUUAAUAACCGCCGAAUGCUUAAGAAGAAACAACAGAUGUCUACAGUGAGUGAAACUCAACCAGUUCAACAAUCACCAACAUCCGUGAAUACGAUGAAUAGCCGUGAGUUUCAUGAAUAUAUGCCUAGAUUUGAGCAUUCAGCUCACGCAAGUAUGUAUCCGGAUAUUUUUAAAAAUUUGACGCCUGACGAAUGGAAUGCUAUACUGAGCGCCGAUGGAUAUGAUCUUGAUAUGAAAAUAUGGUAA
This is a messenger RNA of Contarinia nasturtii (swede midge), 435 nucleotides long. RefSeq names its product homeobox protein Hox-A2a-like. The record is from RefSeq and is a predicted model, not a curated record. Bases 1 to 435 code for a protein of 144 amino acids. Gene Ontology annotation, molecular function: DNA binding. The transcript has a single exon. NCBI's taxonomy places the organism in Eukaryota, Metazoa, Arthropoda, Insecta, Diptera, Cecidomyiidae.